AUGCGAUACCUGCUCCCCGCUCUGUUGUGCCUCUCGCCUGUGCUGCUGGGGCCUGGCGAUGGAGUCAUUGUAUUGUCUGUCCCUGAUGUGGUUUCAUUAGAAAGUGGAAGUUCAACAAACGUCACUAUCUCUCUGAGGGCUCCAUUAAAUGAGACACUGGUGAUAGCUCUUAGUAUUACACACUCAUCAAAACACAGCACUAUUGUUGAACUGCCUGAUGAAGUACAAUUGCCUGCAGGUCACACUAAAGCAGACUUCCAAGUGAAAGCAGAUGAUGUUGGACAAGUAACAGUUUAUCUUUAUACCAUUAAUUCCAACUUAACUGGACCUAGGAUUCAAUUUCAAGUGAUUCAUAGCAUCAUAGUGAGAUACGCUGAUGAGGUGAUUGGCUGGAUCUACUUCCUUGCCUGGUCUAUCUCCUUUUAUCCUCAACUCUUUGAGAACUGGCGACGAAAAAGUGUUGUUGGACUAAGCUUUGACUUUAUAGCAUUAAACCUUACUGGCUUUAUAGCAUACAGUGUGUUUAAUAUUGGACUUUUCUGGAUCCCCUUGAUUAAGGAGGAAUUCUUAGUCAGUUAUCCCAGCGGGGUGAACCCUGUGGCUGUCAAUGAUGUUUUCUUCAGCCUCCACGCAGUAGCUCUCACUCUCCUCACCAUAAUUCAGUGCUGCAUCUACGAGAGAGCAGGUCAGAAAGUAUCCAGAGUUGUUGUUGGACUACUGGCACUUGCAUGGAUCUUCACAUUUACAACACUUUUUCUGGCUGCAGCUGAGCAAAUGACAUGGCUACAGUUCUUAUUCUGCUUCUCGUACAUUAAGUUAGCAGUCACACUGAUAAAAUAUUUUCCACAGGUAAAUCUGAAUUUCUCUGCUUUUAUACUAUAUUCCUGUCAUAAGCAUACAUGAAUUUAAAAUGUAUUUUUAGACUUCACUGGUGGAAGCUUCAGCCUUCUCCAGAUGUUUUUGCAGUCAUACAACAAUGAUCAGUGGAAGUUAAUCUUUGGAGAUCCAACCAAGUUUGGCCUAGGUGUCUUCUCUGUCAUCUUUGAUAUUGUUUUUAUGGUCCAGCACUACUGCCUUUAUAGGAGACGAGGGUAUGAACCUUGUGAAUAA
Opisthocomus hoazin is the source of this 1110-nucleotide messenger RNA. The record is from RefSeq and is a predicted model, not a curated record. NCBI's taxonomy places the organism in Eukaryota, Metazoa, Chordata, Aves, Opisthocomiformes, Opisthocomidae.